AGUUUUUCGACGCCGGCGGAUCCCUCGAGCCCUAGCUAGGAAAGUAGGGUUUUCGAUGGAUUCUCUGAGCCGGAGGGAGCGGGCACACCGCGCCGUCGACGCCAUGAAGCCUCUGGGCUUCUCGAAGAAGGAGGUCUUCGCCGUCCUCAAGAACCUCCUCCAGCUGUUCGAUAACUCCUGGGAGCCCAUUGAGGACGAGUGCUACCGCGCCCUCGCCGAUGCUAUCCUCGAAGCCCGCGACCGGCCCCAGAUGCAUUGCAGCAACAGUACAAGAGGGGUUCGGCUUCCGCCGGAGGGGGAGGGCUGCCGGCCCCGGCCUUCUACUUCCCGUGACAUCCACGACGGUCUGGAUGGUGGGACCGAGGCCCUUCGCAUCAAGAGGACGAGGAUCAGCGCUAGUUGCUCUAUCGAUCCCCAGUCUCCCGUCUCCGCUGCGGAAGCCCUUGAUGAACCUAUAGGCGUUUCGUCUGAGCUAAGCCAUCCACAAAUGGGGACCUCAACCCAAUGUCAGCGGCCCACUGCAUAUGGUGGCGUGCCUUCACAUGGGAAUACUGCACACAAGAAGAGGGCAAUACAAAUGAUGGAUGAAGAUUUCCAACAUACCGUCUUCUUGAGGGAGCCUAAACCUGAACCUGAUACUGAUGAUCUACAAUGCAGUGCCCCUGCAUCCAGCUGUCAGAAUGCCCAACUUGGCCGCAUUGCUUCCCACCCGCUCAAUGCCAGCACCUUAGAUGCUCUACCUGUUCAGGCUCCGUUAAAGAUUUCAGGAGCUAAUGGCAGGACAGUCCAGCAUUAUAGAAGUACAGCGCCUUCUUCCUUUGUUGAACCUAUAAAUAGCAAGACGAAGCAACCUCAAAGUCUGGAAAAUGGGUUGGACCAUGCAACUAUGAUGCACAAUGCUGGGACAGGAUCUGCAGCUGGAAAAACACAGGAAGCACCUUGUUUACACACUCUUGUAGCUUCAUCCACUAUGGGUGAGGUCGAGAUGUCGAUCAAAUGCUGCAUAGACCCAUCAAAAUUCCACAUGCCUGAUUUAGAAGCUGUUUUCAAGAUGGUUGAGGAAAAAUGCCUUCGCUCACACAAGAGCCUCCCACCUGAUUUUUCCAUAGCCGGUCUCAUCAAGCAGAUAUGCCAGUGUGUCGCACGACUAGGCAGUGAUCAUGCUGCAGAACAUAAUAAACAAUCAGAUGCUUUUGGCAAGAUCAGAAGCUCACAGGAUAAGCCAACAACGAGUAGUGCUCCAUCCUUGGAACCAAUUGAUUGCAUGAACAGCAGAAGCGGGGAAUAUAAAGCUGUAGAAGAAUCAUUGAUUGUGGAAGCUUCAGAGAAUGGCCCACCAAAUUCAACUACCCAUCAGCAGGCCCAUUUGGUACUUCCUCCCAAUGGGUGUACCCAUGAUUUAUCUGACAUAUCAAAGGGAAAAGAAAGGUUAAGUAUAUCAGCAGUAAACGAAUUUGGUAGCGAGAAUUGUUUACCUUCCUUUUAUUAUAUACCAAGAAAUCUUGUUUCCCAGGACUCCUAUGUUAACUCUGUUGAAACAAUUGGCGACAAGGACUGUUGUUCUGAUUGCUCUGGCAACUGCUUGUAUGCCUCUGAACCAUGUGCCUGUGCAAGAAAAACUGGUGGUGAAUUUGCCUAUACACGAGACGGAUUGGUUAGGACAAAGUUCCUUGAUGAGUGCAUCUCUAUGAACCGGUUUCCAGAAAAACAUAAUAUGUUCUUCUGUAAAUCUUGCCCACUUGAGAGUAUCAGGAACGAGCCUUCACCAGAGCUUUGCAGGGGCCAUAUUAUUAGGAAUUUUAUCAAGGAAUGCGGGAGUAAAUGUGGCUGUAACGCGCAAUGUGGUAACCGUGUAGUUCAACGUGGUAUAACUUGCAAUCUGCAGGUGUUUUCGACACGGGAAGGGAAGGGGUGGGGGCUACGCACACUUGAUGAACUUCCAAAAGGAGCUUUUGUCUGUGAAUAUGUUGGAGAGUUGCUAACAAAUACGAAGCUACAUGAAAUGACUACUCAAAACAUGCACAAUGCUAGGUACUCAGUGCUCUUAGAUGCUGGUUGGGGUCCUGAUGGGGUGCUGAAGGAUGAAGAAGCUUUAUUCCUGGAUGCGACAUUUUGUGGGAAUGUUGGGAGAUUCAUCAACCACAGAUGCUAUGAUGCAAAUUUAGUUGAGAUCCCCGUUGAAAAGGAGACGCCAGAUCAUCACUAUUAUCAUUUUGCAUUUUUCACAACCAAGAAGGUGGAAGCAUUUGAGGAGCUCACAUGGGAUUAUGGUAUUGAUUUUGAUGGUGAUAAGCAUCCUGUCAAAUCAUUUGAAUGCCUGUGCGGAAGCAGAUACUGCCGUGGUAGAAAGCAUUCGAGGACGCGAGGCAAAGCUGCUUCGAAGUGAAGUGUUGACUGAAAGCAGCGGUGCAUGGUUGGUUUGGGAAAGCGAACGGACUAAUCAGUUUUAGAAUGCUUUGUUAACCUAGGUAGCUAUGCAUUCAUAAAGUGCCCGCUGUGCUUGACUGCAGAACGUGAAAUUCAAUUAGACAGACUGAAAUGCAAUGUACGUACGCUACUCCUAAACCCUAAGCCAUCUGGCCAUGAUCUACUGAUGAUGAGGUG
Molecule: messenger RNA, 2604 nt
Organism: Zea mays
Lineage: Eukaryota; Viridiplantae; Streptophyta; Magnoliopsida; Poales; Poaceae
Exons: 8
Coding region: 56-2386 (776 amino acids)
Cellular component (GO): nucleus
Molecular function (GO): zinc ion binding; histone methyltransferase activity; protein binding
Source: RefSeq, marked validated